AUGCUGUCUGCGGCCAUCCGGGCCGGCGCCCGACGAGUCGCUCCCAGGGCUGUCUCGCGUGCCGUUGCUCCGAUCACGGCGACCACCACCACCACCACCAAGGCCUUCUCGACGUCCGCCCGAGUCCUGUCGGCUUCUCUGCCCAACCGCGACCGCCUCCGCGAGAUCAUCACGCAAACCGUCAGCAGCAUCGGCAGCAAGCGCGAGAGCCAGCAGUGGCUCAAGCUCUUCACCUCGGUCGAGUCCCAGAAGUUCGCCGUCAUCAAGGUCGGCGGCGCCAUCCUCGAGCCCGAGUUCCUCGACGACCUGUGCCGCAGUCUCCUCUUCCUCUACGAGCUUGGCCUAUACCCGGUGGUGGUCCACGGUGCAGGCCCCCAGCUGAACAAGCUGCUUGAGGAUGCUGGCGUUGAGCCGCAGUUCGAGGAGGGCAUCCGGGUGACCGAUGCCAAGACCCUGGGCAUUGCCCGCAAGCUCUUCCUCGAGGAGAACCUGCGAUUCACCAACCGCCUCGACGAGCUCGGCGUUGCUACCCGUACCAUCAGCGGCGCCUUUGUUGCCGACUAUCUCGACAAGGACAAGUGGAAGUAUGUUGGCAAGAUCACCAGAGUGAACAAGGAUGCCAUUGAGAAGUCUAUCGAGGCAGGCUACAUCCCUAUCCUCACCUCGAUGGCUGAGAGCGAGGACGGGCACCUCCUCAACGUCAACGCCGAUGUUGCUGCUUCGGCCCUCGCACAGGCCUUGGAGCCCCUAAAAGUGGUGUAUCUGGCAGAGAAAGGUGGACUGUUUGACGGCGAUGGUGAGAAGAUCUCACAGAUCAACCUUGAUGAAGAGUUUGAUGGUCUUAUGGCCCAGCCUUGGGUACGGUACGGGACGCGACUGAAGAUCAAGGAGAUUCGCAAUCUAUUACUAUCACUGCCCCGCACCUCGAGCGUGGCGAUUAUCCAUCCCAGCGACCUCCAGAAGGAACUGUUCACCGACGUCGGUGGCGGCACCCUGAUCAGGCGAGGCAGCCGUCUAUCCCAAGCCAAGUCGAUCUCGGACUUCCCCGAUGUCGGGAAGCUGAAGGAAGCGCUCCUUCGUGGAAAGGCCACUCUGGAUGCAGAGGCCGCAGUGGACCGUUUCAUCGACCUCCUCAAGGAGAAGCCGUUCACUGCCUACUAUGACGAUGCCAUGCAGUGCCUGGCCAUCGUCAUGCCCAAGAGCGAGGAUCGAGCUGUGGCCACGCUCAUCACCCUGUCUAUUACCAAGACUGGCUGGCUGAGCAACAUCGCGGAGAAUGUAUUCACCGUGAUCAAGAGGGAUCACCCUACCCUCGUCUGGAGUGUCAGCGAGGAGGACGAGAACCUGACCUGGUUCUUCGAGAAGGCGGACGGCAGUUUCAACAAGAAUGGCAACGUGCUCUUUUACUACGGCCUGGAUCUGCGUUCCGACGCUCUCGUCCCUGCAUACAACGACUUUGUCGCUCACGGCCGAACUGUGGUUGGUGAUGCCGACCUCGAGGCGCGCCUUCGCUAG
Messenger RNA from Clonostachys solani, 1515 nucleotides. The record is from the annotation of a GenBank genome assembly. NCBI's taxonomy places the organism in Eukaryota, Fungi, Ascomycota, Sordariomycetes, Hypocreales, Bionectriaceae.